GUUCGAUUCGAGAGGAUCAAUUCAAAAGGGUGCGAGUUCGUCUACGGAUUGUCCUUUAGUAACUUUGGUUGCUGAUCUUUGUGUCUGUGAAUUUUUUUGUACCGUUUCUACCUAACACUGAGUUGAAAAUGGCGUACCGUUUUGCAUGCAUCAUGCUGACCGUGGCCUUGUGCGCCUCGCCAGCGUUGAGCUACUCAACCGGUGCACCGGAUGGAGCCUGCGGUGACAUGGUUCCGCAGCAUCAUACCGAACCGCAAAAAUCGGCUGCCCCGUACUCGAUCGUUUUGUCGAAGAAGGAAAUCCGAGCGAAUGAAGGUGUCACGAUCACCGUGAAGGGUAACAGUGCUAAAGAUACAAUAAAGGGUCUACUGUGCCAAACGCGAGUUGGUGACACACCAGUCGGAGCAUUCGACGUGCCACCGAACAACAAUUUCGUUCAGAAACUGGACUGCGGUAAUUCGAAGGCGUCCGCCAUUACGCAUAAGAAGAUUACGAACCCACCGAAUGCCAUCAGCUUUAACUGGAUUGCUCCGCGUGGUUUGAGCGAGCAGGCUCGCGUCUACUGCACGAUCGCCUUGAACGGUGGUGUUUUCUGGGUGAAACACUCGUCCGACUUCCUCAAGGUGAACUAAAACAAUCGCCUCUUUGGUCCGGACACUGGUGAUCCAGGAUCAACGAACUUUGACCGAAAACUUUGACAAUAGUAUUUAGCGACAAUAGCUGGACGAAUGUUCAAUUCAUACGUUUUAUCCAAAUGACAAUAAAUCGCCAUCGACA
Molecule: messenger RNA, 777 nt
Organism: Anopheles cruzii
Lineage: Eukaryota; Metazoa; Arthropoda; Insecta; Diptera; Culicidae
Gene: l(2)34Fc
Product: putative defense protein Hdd11-like
Exons: 4
Coding region: 129-632 (167 amino acids)
Molecular function (GO): oxidoreductase activity, acting on metal ions
Source: RefSeq, a predicted model, not a curated record